AUGUCCGAACAGACACCCCUUCUAGCUCCGCAGACAUCAGCCGGUUCUGCCAUGAGCCGCAAUCAGAUGCCACUGGGUGUUGCCCAAGGUACAACAGAACUAAUGUCCCAGGAUAUUGCGAAUCAGCAUCAUCUACAACAGAAAGGACAGAGCCAGGAGCAUCAGGGAUCUAGCGGUUCUACGGUUACCAGGACUGGUCCCAGUUCCACCAAUAAUCAGUUUCAUCGUCACAACAAUCCCAAUAUUAACACCACGCCUAUAAGACCAGACUAUCCUCCUGUUAUUAAUGGCACUGGUGCUGGAGUACGCAGGAAUGGCCCUCAAAGAACGUCAUAUACAACCCAAAAACUGAAACUGCUGCCUGAUGAGCCUGUUUCGACUGACGAUGAUGAUAUCAGUAUUAGUGAGGGUGAUGUUUACUCUCAAGUUGCCAGAAUUAAAGACAGACCAGCACGUAAGGAUGCUGAACGUCUGGGUAAGGCUCAUCGUUCCAUGUUACCAAGAGUGACUGCUUACUGUACAGCUGGUUCAUAUCGCAUUAACGACCUAUCUCGAUACUUCUUAGGACGGAAAUCUCAUGGCACUGCGCCAAAGCUUUUUGAUGAGUGUUUAUACACACCAUAUAGAUACAGACGGGAUAAUGGAAGCAGCAGUACAAAUACCAGUCCUACUCUGUCAACAGCACCUGACCCAACGUCGGAUGAAACCAUAGUCUCCUCAGAGGCUGACUCUCAACCCAGUGACUUUAUUCGAUUGGAUGAUGAAGGUGGCGAGAUUGAUGUUUCUUACGGCCGUAGUGAACUUUUUUUGUUUGACUAUGGAGUUACUGUAUUUUGGGGAUUUACAGAGGCAGAAGAGAAAAGGUUUUUAAAAGAACUCGCCAGGUUUGAAACCGAAAAGCUGGCUGACGAAGACGUCCAAAUUGAAGAGUUUAACUACUACAUUACUAAAUCAUACCAACCACGUAUCUACAAUGAUUUCAUCACCUUGAGAGACAACACUAAUUACAUGAUUAAACUAUCCAUUUCGCAUGCCAUUGCCCAAUCGGUAAAGAUAUCACUAUUUGAAGAGCUUGUUGAUAACACUAUUGAAGACACCCAAGACUUCCCACAGGAAAUUGCUUUAACAGGGAAAAUCAACAUGAACCGAAAGAACAUUAUGAAAAGUAUUGGCGAGCUUUUCAUCCUUCGAAUUAGUAAGUUAAAAACUGUGAACGAGGCAACCAAGGCAAUCAAAUAUACUAACAAUCAACAGAUAUUAAUCUGCACGGAUCAAUUCUGGACUCGCCUGAACUUAUGUGGGCAGAGCCACAUCUUGAGCCCAUUUAUCAAGCUACCCGUGGAUAUCUUGAAAUCAACCAGAGAGUUUCGCUCUUAA
This is a messenger RNA of Sugiyamaella lignohabitans, 1377 nucleotides long. RefSeq names its product Rmd1p (gene RMD1). The coding region runs from base 1 to 1377 and encodes 458 amino acids. The record is from RefSeq and is a predicted model, not a curated record. The transcript has a single exon. Lineage: Eukaryota; Fungi; Ascomycota; Dipodascomycetes; Dipodascales; Trichomonascaceae.